AUGUUUAAUAUAUAUUUUCUUUCUCCCUCCUUCUCUCUCUCGUUCUUUGCAACCUCCAGGGGUUUUGGCAAACAAGGAUUCCAAUGUCAAGUUUGUUCGUAUGUGGUGCACAAGCGCUGUCACGAAUAUGUGACGUUCAUAUGCCCGGGCAAGGAUAAGGGAAUCGAUUCCGAUUCGCCACAAACAGUUCAUCAUUUCGAACCAUUCACAUUUGGUGGGCCCACAUUUUGCGACCAUUGUGGUUCGCUACUCUAUGGCAUCUACCAUCAGGGUCUCAAAUGCUCAGCAUGUGACAUGAAUGUGCAUGCCCGCUGCAAGGAGAAUGUGCCGAGCUUGUGCGGUUGCGAUCACACCGAACGUCGUGGACGCAUCAAUUUGGAAUUAAAUGUGAAGGAGAAUUUGCUGACGGUGCAAAUCAAAGAAGGCCGUAAUCUCAUUCCAAUGGACCCAAAUGGUCUUAGUGAUCCCUAUGUUAAGGUCAAACUAAUUCCAGAUGAGCAUGAAAAAUCCAAGAAGAAGACGCGCACCAUCAAGGCUUGCCUAAAUCCUGUGUGGAAUGAAACCAUCAAAUAUGAUCUCAAGCCAGAAGACAAAGAUCGGCGUGUACUUAUCGAGGUCUGGGAUUGGGACCGCACAUCGCGGAAUGAUUUUAUGGGCGCUUUGUCGUUCGGUAUAUCCGAAAUUAUUAAGGUGAGUUAUUAACAUUUUUUAGAACGA
Messenger RNA from Bactrocera tryoni, 717 nucleotides. Its product is annotated as protein kinase C, brain isozyme-like. The coding region runs from base 1 to 702 and encodes 233 amino acids. NCBI's taxonomy places the organism in Eukaryota, Metazoa, Arthropoda, Insecta, Diptera, Tephritidae. The transcript is spliced from 6 exons. The record is from RefSeq and is a predicted model, not a curated record.